AUGGAGCCCACGUCCAUCGACUCGGUGGUCCUCGAGCAUCCCGAAGACAUGGACAUGCCUACGCCCAACACCCCGGCCAUCGACUCGAUCCCGGCCGACCGACCGAAGCCCAAGGGCAGACAGCGGCUCCUCAGCGGCCUACAACGGAUGGGCUCCUCGCCAAGCCUGAGCCUGGCAGCCAUGGGCAGGACGCGAUCACACAGCCUGCGCAGCCAGCCCAAGGCUUCCCUGUCUUGCGUCUCGCUGGCAGGCACCGGCUCGUCGUACGGGCACUCGCUCGGCACCUCGUACUCGUCUGAGCUGUCCAACGGCUUCUCCACGGCACCCACCUCCGUCGCCAACAGCCCGCCCGGCAGCCCGUUCUACGAUGAAAUGUACCGCCUGAGGAUGAGAACACCAGACGUCGCGUCUUCUGUGCCUCUCCCAUCGAGUCGACGACCCCACUCGAGACACGCCCUGGACGCCGAGGGCGACUACUUCUCACAGCCCUUCCGCAAGACGGCCCCGAAGAAGCCAGCCCUGAACUUCUGGGGCGACAUGCCGGCCGAGAUCCGCAUGCAGAUCCUCCAGUACCUCCCGCCCAAGCAGAUUGUCAGAUGCUCGCGCGUAUCCAAGUCGUGGCACGCCAUGUGCUUCGACGGCCAGCUGUGGAGCGACUUGGACACCACCAAGUUCUACCGCAACAUCUCUGCAGACGCCCUGAUCAACAUCAUCACCUCAGCCGGACCGUUCGUAAAGGACCUGAACCUGCGCGGCUGCGUUCAACUACGUGAGCAGUGGAACAAGAACGGCUUCCUCGAAGCCUGCCAGAACCUCGAGAACUUCUCGCUCCAAGGAUGUCGAAUCGACCGAUCGUCGAUCCACACCUUCCUCCUCUCAAACAGUCGUCUUGUCCACGUCAAUCUGUCUGGCCUGGCCGGUGCAACAAACGCCGCCAUGGAGAUCAUAGCUUCGAAUUGCCCCAGGGUGGAGGUGCUCAACAUCUCUUGGUGCAAUAGCAUCGACAACUGUGGAUUGCUCAAAGUCGUUCAGGGUUGCCCAAAGUUACGGGAUUUGCGCGCUGGCGAGGUGCGAGGCUGGGAUGAUGUCGAGCUCAUGACCGAGCUCUUCAACCGCAACACGCUUGAGAGGCUGGUCCUGAUGAACUGCGACAGCCUCAGCGACGAGUCGCUUUCCGCCCUCAUCGAAGGCGUCGACCAGGAAAUCGACGUUCUCACCGACCGGCCCAUCGUCCCGCCCCGCAAGCUGAAGCACUUGGAUUUCACGCGCUGCCGCACCAUCACCGAUGUUGGCGCAAAGACGCUCGUUGGCAACGUUCCGUUCCUCGAAGGUCUCCAGUUGUCCAAGUGUGGAGGUUUGACAGACGACACAUUCACUUCUCUGCUCCCCACACUGCCGGUCCUAACCCACCUCGAUAUCGAGGAGCUCGACGCACUUUCAAACAACGUACUCAAGACCCUCGCAGAAGCGCCCUGCGCCGCACACCUCAAACACCUCUGCAUCUCUUACUGCGAACACCUCGGCGACUCUGGCAUGCUUCCCGUGUUGAAAUCUUGCACCGGUCUCACGUCCCUGGAAAUGGAUAACACCCGCGUCUCCGAUCUCGUCCUCACCGAAGCAGCAGCCAGCAUGCGCAACCGCAACCGCCUUGCCCGUGCAUUGUCCGGCUCCGAGCGUCCGCAAAUCGGUCUGCGCAUCGUCGCCUACGACUGCGCAAACGUAACAUGGACUGGUGUCCGCGAAGUGCUGUCUCGCAACGCAGAGAUCUCACGGCCGUCGCCCACCGCCGUGUCUCAAAAAGCCACCUACCCACGUGAAGUCAUUGGUUUGAAAUGUUUCUACAGCUGGCAGCCCACCGUCGAAGAACACACCAAGCGAGUGCUGAGGGGAGACUUUGCCGCAGCGGCGAGGCUGGAGCGCAAGUGGACGGACUGGAUGAUGAUGAACGAGGAAGCGGGAGUGGGCGGUGCAGGUGCGAGGCGUCGUCGUAGAAGGGCUCGAGAAGCGCAGAUGAUGCACGCAGAUGAGGAAGAAGGCGGUGCUGGUACGGCUGGUGGUGUUGGGCGCAGGCGACGUGCGAGGAGUGGCCCUGGCGGCUGCCUCGUCAUGUGA
This is a messenger RNA of Ascochyta rabiei, 2112 nucleotides long. RefSeq lists its product as uncharacterized. The transcript has a single exon. Gene Ontology annotation, molecular function: protein binding. Gene Ontology annotation, biological process: SCF-dependent proteasomal ubiquitin-dependent protein catabolic process. Gene Ontology annotation, cellular component: SCF ubiquitin ligase complex. The record is from RefSeq and is a predicted model, not a curated record. Bases 1 to 2112 code for a protein of 703 amino acids. Lineage: Eukaryota; Fungi; Ascomycota; Dothideomycetes; Pleosporales; Didymellaceae.